AUGAAGGUCAAAUAUAUCAGCAUCGUUGCAAGCUGCAUUGCCUGCGCAAAUGCGGCAGUGGUGACACCACCCCUGGAUUCAGAGGGAAUGCAGGCUCUCGUCACCAAGGAGAAGCUUCUAAGCAAUCUCAAGGAUCUUGAGAGCAUCGCUUAUGACAAUGGCGGGAACCGUGCAUUUGGCCUCCCAGGCUUCACUGCGUCGUUAAACUACGUCAAGUCCCACCUAGCGACCUCCAAUAAAUAUAAAUCAUGGACACAGGACUUCACAACUCGAUUCCGCCAACAAGCCGUCAGCUUCACUGUCGCUGGAAAGGCAUACUUUGUCGCCAGCAUUAACUACUCUUCCAAUGGACCGGACACAACCUUCGACGUUACAGCCGCAGUUGUCAAGGGCCCAACUGGCACCGCUGCAUGCAGCCCAGAUGCUUAUUCUUCCCUUGAUGUAAAAGACAAAAUCGUCAUUGUUGGCCGUGGCGAUUGCCCUGAUGGUCAAUCCGUUGUCUCGCGCCUACGUCCCGCAGUAUCUGCCGGUGCUGCCGCCAUAAUCAUCCACAUGGAUACACAGGAGGGUAGUGAUGUUCUUCGGAAUAGUAUCCUCCAAGUUUCUGAUCCCCAGACUUUCCGUCCUACCGCUUUCAUGGACUACAAAGAUGGUCUAUCACUACUCUCCCUGCUGGAGACCGGUGAACCUGUGCCCGCAAGGUUCGUCCAGACAUUUGUCGAAGACGUCCGUACGACCCAGAAUCUGUUUGCCGAAUCAAUCGCUGGCGACCCGAAUAAUGUCAUCAUGUUGGGAGCCCACCUUGAUUCUGUCCAAGAUGGACCUGGAAUCAAUGAUGACGGUUCUGGAACCUCCCUCCUCAUUACCAUGUUCCAUGCCCUCCAGAACUACCUCCCGAAAAAUAAAAUCCGCCUCGCAUGGUGGGGUGCUGAAGAGCUUGGACUUGUGGGUUCUAGAUACUAUACCUCUAAUUUGUCUAAGGCAGAAGCAAACUCGAUCUUGCUCUACCUUAACUUCGACAUGGUUUCUCGAGGCUACUAUGGUGUCUUCGACGGUGAUGGCAAAACACACGGUUUGGCUGGCCCACCCGGAUCUGACGUAAUUGAGAAGCUCUUUAUCGAUCACCUAGUUGCUAAGGGCAUCCCCAUCACUGCCGCAGUCUUCACAGGUGGAAGUGACUACGCAAGUUUCAUGUCCACGCUCAAGAAGCCAGUUGGUGGAAUGCACUCUGGGACAGGAGUCGCCCAGGACCCGUGCUACCAUAGGAGAUGCGAUAACUAUUCAAAUGCUAAUGGGACACACUUGGAGGUAAUUGCGAAAGCAGCGGCACAUGUUCUUAGUGUCUUAAGUAACGAAGGAGAAAAGAUGAUUCCAAAAACACUGAUGGAGCCCAGCAUGGACGGAAGAAUGAGGAUGGAUAUGGUAGAUUCAUUCCCUUGGACGACUGUCGAGGGUGAGCAGCAUUUGGCUGUUUGCGGUGGACAUGAUGACUACUAUUUGGAACAGUGA
Molecule: messenger RNA, 1509 nt
Organism: Orbilia oligospora ATCC 24927
Lineage: Eukaryota; Fungi; Ascomycota; Orbiliomycetes; Orbiliales; Orbiliaceae
Exons: 2
Coding region: 1-1509 (502 amino acids)
Biological process (GO): proteolysis
Molecular function (GO): metalloexopeptidase activity
Source: RefSeq, a predicted model, not a curated record